Messenger RNA from Arachis stenosperma, 378 nucleotides. RefSeq lists its product as uncharacterized. Bases 1 to 378 code for a protein of 125 amino acids. The record is from RefSeq and is a predicted model, not a curated record. The transcript has a single exon. Lineage: Eukaryota; Viridiplantae; Streptophyta; Magnoliopsida; Fabales; Fabaceae.
AUGGGAUUUGAGAAGGCCGGAGUAGAAAGGAAAAUGCAACUACAAGAAUUAGAGAACCUUCGCUUAGAAGCAUAUGAUAACUCCAGGCUUUACAAAGAAAAGAUGAAAGCUGUGCAUGAUAAGCACAUUAAACGGAGAGCGUUCAGACCUGGGGAAUUAGUUUUUCUUUACAACUCCAGGCUGAGAUCAAGGUGGGAAGGUCCCUACAGAGUAGAGAAAGUAGAGCCAUAUGGAGUCUUCCACCUGAGCCAUCCUUCAAGUUCCAAUAUCAUCAAAGUCAAUGGACAUCGUUUAAAGCUGUAUCAUGGUGAGAAGAUAAAGGACAACAAAGAGAUAGAGGUUUUCCUCUUGGAGGACCUGCCAACAGAAGCAGAUUAA